Molecule: messenger RNA, 1518 nt
Organism: Urocitellus parryii (Arctic ground squirrel)
Lineage: Eukaryota; Metazoa; Chordata; Mammalia; Rodentia; Sciuridae
Product: sperm motility kinase 2B-like
Biological process (GO): protein phosphorylation; intracellular signal transduction
Cellular component (GO): cytoplasm
Molecular function (GO): ATP binding; protein serine/threonine kinase activity
Source: RefSeq, a predicted model, not a curated record
AUGCAUAGACAGAGUAGUGAGAGUAGUGUAGUGGCUCAGGAGCCCAGCUCCUGCUACGAGAAGGCCUUCACGGACCAUUAUUGUGUCCUGAAGAACAUUGGGGAGGGGAGCUUCGGGCAGGUGGUACUAGCCCGCCAUCGCCUGACCGGGUUAGAAGUGGCAGUGAAAGUCUUGUCCAAGACAGUGGAGAAAGAAGCAGUGCUAGCUGAGCGGAAUUGGUUGAUAGACCUGGAACACCCAUAUGUAAUCCAGCUCUUCCAAGUCAUCGAGACCGACCAAAAUAUGUACCUCAUCAUGGAGCACGCAAGUGGGGGACAGCUGCGACGUUACAUCCCGCACGCCGGUGGCCUACCAGAGGACCAGGUUCGCAGUGUGUUCAGGGAGAUGGUGCAUGUCGUGCAUUACUGCCAUGAGAAAGGGGUUGCACACCUGGACCUGAAGCCUGAGAACUUCGUGCUGGAUGUCAAGGGUCACCUGAAGCUUAUCGACUUUGGUCUGAGCAUGAGCUUCACACCUGGGCAGAAGCUGACUGGGUUCAGGGGCACUCUCCUGUACAGCGCUCCUGAAAUGGUUAAGGGUAAGGGAUUCGAGGGACCCCCUGCUGACGUCUGGAGCUUGGGUGUCUCCUUGUAUUUUAUGCUUUCAGGGACAAGGCCAUUUAAGAUGAGCACUACUGAGGGGCUGAAGAAGCGAAUCUUGGAGGUAAGCUACAGCAUUCCCCCGCACGUGUCGGAGGAAGCCAGCGACCUCAUCCAGCAAAUCCUAACGCUGGACCCCAAACAAAGGCCUACUCUAGAGCAGAUUCUGAGGCACCCAUGGCUGACCCAGGAUGAGCACUUCUCACCCAGGCUUCCCAGCCAGCUACUCCCGGAGCGGCCUGACCCAAACAUUCUGACCAUAAUGCUUGACAUGGGUUACAACCCUUAUAAAGUCUGGUUGUCCCUGGCCAAUCGCCAAUUCGAUGACGCCAUGGGUACCUACCUUCUCCUCCAGCACCAGAAAAGCCAGAAGCCAGACUACGUGCUUGAGGCAAAGCCUGUGCGUCCUGGUGGUCGCCAUCAGACGGCUGGGUCUUCCCCAGGGCCCCCUGCGGAUCCUCCCCUGGUCCGCCCCAACAAAUGCAAUAGUGAGCCCGCCCUGGCCUUGCCCUGUGAGCAGCAGCCUGAGAAGGCCCAGCUAUCAAGGCAGAAGCCUGCAUGUGCCAGCGCACCUGUCCUUCCUCUCCACAUGAAGACACCCCUUUCCAGCCGACCCCCCCAGAAGAAACCUGCGACCCAAUGGCGUGUGUACCUUCGGCCCAAACCUCGUAGGGGAGUAGAAGGUGACAGCACAGCCUUCGCAGGGCAAGCCCAUCAGAGAAACAGGGGCUGGAGGGGGAUCACUAGGAGGAUUGUCAACUCCCUUCAAAAAUUGUGCUGCUGCAUGCCGUGCUUCCGCCAAAGCAACGCUCCAGUGAACCCAGGUCACAGACGCCCUAGGUUCCGCAACAGAGUGGCUCAAGCAGAUAUGCCCAGGUGA